AUCCCCUCUUUGAGACAUCAAACACUUGAACAAGUAGCACUUGCAUAGUUGCAUUUGCAUUUCUUUUCACAGCUCCAAGGUCAACAAAACCCUAAAAAAACCCAAACAAGAUGAAGCAACUAAUUUCCUUCUCAUUUUCUCUUGUUCUACUCUCCCUCCACUGCACCCAAACACUAUCCCAGCCACCAAAUGCAGCACCAGCAAAAGCACCUGCUGCAGCCACUGCGCCACCACCAGCUGCAACGUCUGCUCAAGCCUCGCCACCUGUUAUGGUUCCUGUACAAGUUUCAAAAGGCCCUGUCAAUGUCAUUAAAAUCCUCCAGAAGGCUGGCCACUUUGCAUUCUUCACCCGCCUUAUAAAAUCCACUCAAGAGGACAUCCAAUUAUUCUCCCAGCUCAAUGACUCGAGAGAUGGGGUCACCGUCUUUGCCCCAACUGAUGGUGCCUUUUCGGUCAUUAUCAAAUCUGGUGUUCUUAACUCCCUAACUGAUCAUCAGAAGAUCGAGUUGGUACAAUUUCAUAUAAUACCAAGAAUUCUGACAACUGCUAAUUUUCAAACAGUCAGCAAUCCUAUAACAACAUUGGCAGGAUCCGGUAAUCGUUUCGCACUUAAUGUGAUAACUACAGAAAAUAUGGUGAAUGUAACUACGGGACUUACCAAUACAAGCGUAUCGGCAAUUGUAUACACAGAUAGCCAGCUUGCUAUUUAUCAGGUUGACAAGGUGCUACUUCCUUUAGAUAUUUUUGCCCCUAAACCUCUUGCUCCUGCACCAGCACCACCAAAGCCUAAAAAGGAUGAUGGUGCAGAGAAUCCUAUGGUUCCUGAAGAUACUUCUGGCUCAGUAAUAUGCAUGGUGCAUAAUACUCUGCUCAUGUUUGGAGUUGGCUUAGUUGCUGCUGCUCUUCCUUUGUGACCCUCGAGUUUUGACAAGGUAUCUUGGGGUGUGGUCAUUUCUUCACCAGUGGCUCAUGAUUUUGCUGGUUACAAUGAACGGUCGUGUUCAACAGUUUAAAUGCUUUGAAAAAUUGUCAUAUCCACUCAAUUUUACUCGUUUUGUGAAUAACAGUGCAUUUAAUUCAGUAUUUUUAUUGUUCA
Populus nigra (black poplar) is the source of this 1096-nucleotide messenger RNA. Its product is annotated as fasciclin-like arabinogalactan protein 12. The transcript has a single exon. The coding region runs from base 111 to 914 and encodes 267 amino acids. The record is from RefSeq and is a predicted model, not a curated record. Lineage: Eukaryota; Viridiplantae; Streptophyta; Magnoliopsida; Malpighiales; Salicaceae.